UCAUUAAUCAAUACAGAAUGACAGGCGAAAUUAUCAUAUAGUGUAAAGUGUUGCAUAAACUACAAAUGGAACUAUUUGCGGUAUAGUAUUUUCGAGUCUAGUCAAUACGGGUACCGGCGUUUAAAGAAAUAAUUUCAAUAAGUAGUCAAUUGCAAACAGCGACAUGGUAGUCGGUGCUUUUCCUGCCGCCAAACUUGGCGUUCUUGCUAUGAAACAAAUAUCAAAACCUAUUGCUACUUUACUCAAGGAACGAGCCAAAAACAGUCCAUUUUUUCGAAAGUAUGUUUGCAUGCCUCCGGCUCAAUUUUACAACUGGAUGGAGGUCAAAACCAAAAUGUGGGCCAUGAAUUUAGGCAAACCCACCAAUGUGCCAGUUCUGAAUGAAGCAAUGGCCAUUGAAUUAGGAGCAAAUCUUUUGGGAGAAAUAGUGAUUUUUACCAUUGGGGCCGGAUUACUUCUACUAGAAUAUCAAAGACAAGUACGCAAAGAAGCCAACAAAGAAGAAAUUGUUAUUCAAGAGAAGCUAGAAUUACAAGCUACGAUCAACGAGUUAAUAUUUCAGGUACAACGACAAGAUACGCAGAUAAGAGAAAUGGCAAGAGUAGUGGCAGAUCUAGAAUCCAAAUCAUCAUGGAAGCCCAAAAUUCUUUCCGAUUUCACCAGCAAAAAGAAUAGCACAGAGCAACCCCUGUACAUCCGGGAGGAGCCAAUAUCUAUCGCAAACCACAAUAAAUAUCCUGUCAAGGGUAACAUAGGGCUGGUUAUGAAAGCUUUAAAUUUAAUUGAAAACGAAGUUUUUUAUAGAGUGAACGAUUCGAUUGAAGAGAAAGCAGAAACAGGUCGACGAGCAGGUAUCGUCACUAAAUCGCUGGCUUAUCUUUUGAAAGAGACUACCUACAGUAGAUAGAUUUCGCUUAGUUGCAGUAAGUGAACAGUAAUAGUUGUAAAUAGAAAGCAAAUCUGUAUAAUCUUGCUGCAACUUGAAAA
This is a messenger RNA of Malaya genurostris, 987 nucleotides long. RefSeq names its product putative OPA3-like protein CG13603. Gene Ontology annotation, cellular component: mitochondrion. Lineage: Eukaryota; Metazoa; Arthropoda; Insecta; Diptera; Culicidae. The transcript has 3 exons. Bases 164 to 907 code for a protein of 247 amino acids. Gene Ontology annotation, biological process: regulation of lipid metabolic process. The record is from RefSeq and is a predicted model, not a curated record.